AGAUAAGAAGAAGAAAAAAAGGCUUCAUCCAACCAAGAUCCAUCAGUACUGAAGCAUGUGGGCCACAGUGAUUCCUGUUCGAAUGCUAUGGAUGGAAUGCCAAAUGGAGCACCUUAUCAGGCGGAAAGAGUUCUGUGUACUGCUAAGAAAUACGAGAAGGAUAUACAAAUGCUAGGUCUACGAAUAAAAAAGCAUGAAGAGAACAUCAAAUUUCUGAAGGCGCAGAAAAACAGUUUGGAUGACACCAUUCUAGACAUGCAAGUUAGUCUUGGGAAUUACCAUUCUUCAAGCUCGCCUGUGAUCAAAGACGAGGAUCAUACUCGUAUGAAAAGUGAGGAGGAAACAUUAGAAGAUAUAAUAAGGCAUGAAAAAUCGGCAGCUAGCAUUUUGUGCUUGCUGAAAACUCGUCAUGCCAGUCAGACUCCUCAUCUUGCAUUAAGCAAGGAUGUGUUGGGUGUUGUUGCUCAACUUGGGAAACUGGAUGAUGACAAUCUCAGCAGGCUUCUCUCAGAGUACCUUGGGAUAGAAACUAUGUUGGCAGUUGUCUGCAAGACUAAUGAAGGUGUUAAAGCUCUAGAAACAUAUGAAAAAGAUGGUUCUAUAACUAAAAAUUCCGGUAUUCACGAGCUUGGAAUUUCUAUUGGGAGGCAACUAGAUGGCCGUUUUCUCGUCAUUUGUCUUGAAAAUCUACGACAGUAUAGUGGCGAGUUUGUUGCCAAUGACCCCCAGAUGAGGCUUGAUCUUCUGAAGCCAAGUUUACCAAAUGGGGGAUCUCCACCUGGCUUUCUUGGGUUUGCUGUGAAUAUGAUUAAUAUAGAUACUGACAACUUAUCACGUCUCACAGCCACUGGGAAUGGCCUAAGGGAGACUCUUUUCUAUAAUCUCUUCUCCCGUCUUCAAGUGUACAAUAAAAGGGAAGACAUGUUACAGGCUCUUCCUUGCAUAAAAGAUGGAGCUAUAUCUUUAGAUGGUGGGAUAAUAAAGCCAACAGGCAUCUUUUAUCUGGGCUGUAGGGCCAGCAUAAAUGUGAAAUUCCCCAAAGGCUGUGGGACAUCAACUCUACCCGCGAACUAUUUGGAAACUGAAAAACUGAUAAAGGAGAUGAAAUGGAAAGGAGAGAAAAUUCAGGAAGAUAUGCAGAGAGAACAAGCAUUACUGAACCACGCAAUGUUCAGUUUUGAAGUGAAGAAAAAGGAGUUUGUCAAGUACCUGGCAGAAAGCUCAUCACACGUGACCCAGCAUCAGACAAGGCAGGGCGGGACAGAUUGAUUCAGACAUGAUAUUUCCCAUGAAGAGCUGUCAAUCUUUGCUGGGACCUUCAAUUGUUGGCGCAAAAUGAAAUUCCAUCUCGAUGGAGAGACGGGAAAUGUGUUCUCUUAGUUUGGUCAGAGGAAUUGUCUCAUCCACUUUGGUUCCGGUCAAUUCUGCAUGUUGUAAAGUAGAGGUGGUAAGUUUGCAUUGUUUUUCUGAUGCAUGUGCUUCUGUAAUACCAUGUAACAUUGAUUGCAUUUACAUCUAAUCUAAUCAAGCUUGCAACAAA
This is a messenger RNA of Rhododendron vialii, 1540 nucleotides long. Its product is annotated as protein DEFECTIVE IN MERISTEM SILENCING 3-like. NCBI's taxonomy places the organism in Eukaryota, Viridiplantae, Streptophyta, Magnoliopsida, Ericales, Ericaceae. Bases 88 to 1269 code for a protein of 393 amino acids. The record is from RefSeq and is a predicted model, not a curated record. The transcript has 8 exons.